UAACUACACAUUCUUAGCUUGCAUUUCCUUCUCCAGAGCCCUCCCUUUCUUUCUUCGCUUUACUGCAUUAUGCAUUUUCAAUAGAACAAAUAUAUACAUACAUACGGAGAAAAAGUUUCGAUCCUUUCAAGAAGCAUUUUUUUCUCUCUCUAGAAAAAAUGGUUCUUGCAAGAUUCGGGUUAAUCAAGAACGUUGGAUUUUUUCUGAUUCUUUUUUGUUUACCGUUGAUAUGUCUUGGGAUUCGUUCCUUUCCGAAUUCUGGGGUGUCUGAAUCGGAAUUUAAUAGCUUUUUUGGGUUCUCGGAGGCCCCGGACUACCGGAACGGCGUCGACUGUUCGUCGUCGGCGGCGACAAUGGAGGGGCAGGUUGUGACGUUAUGUGAUCCGUCGCUGAUUCACGUGGCGAUGACUCUUGACUCGGAGUAUCUACGCGGGUCGGUGGCGGCGGUGCAUUCUGUUCUCCGUCACGCGUCUUGCCCAGAGCAGAUUUUCUUCCACUUCAUCGCCGCCGAGUUCGACUCAACCAGCCCGCGAGUCCUGUCCCGACUUGUUCGAUCCAUUUUCCCUUCACUCAACUUCAAAGUCUACAUAUUUCGUGAAGACACAGUGAUCAACUUAAUCUCCUCCUCCAUCCGGACCGCCCUGGAGAACCCGUUAAACUACGUCCGGAACUAUCUGGGCGACAUUCUUGAUUCAUGUGUCAAUCGGGUCAUCUACUUGGAUUCGGAUCUUGUCCUGGUUGACGACAUUCAAAAGCUCUGGAACACCCCCAUCCCCAGAUCCAAAGUAAUUGGAGCCCCGGAAUACUGCCACGCCAAUUUCACCACAUACUUCACGGACGCAUUCUGGUCCGACCCGGUUCUGAGACGGGUGUUCGGGUCAAGAAACCCUUGUUAUUUCAACACUGGUGUAAUGGUAAUGGAUUUAGAAAAGUGGCGAAGAGGGAAUUACCAGAAGAAAAUUGAGAACUGGAUGGAACUUCAGAGAAAGAAACGUAUAUAUGAACUGGGUUCAUUGCCUCCAUUUUUGCUGGUUUUCGGUGGAAAUGUGGAGCCCAUUGAUCACAGAUGGAACCAGCAUGGAUUAGGAGGGGACAAUGUGAAAGGAUCCUGUAGAGGCCUGCACCCUGGACCGGUGAGCCUAUUGCACUGGAGUGGUAAAGGGAAGCCAUGGGUGAGGCUUGAUGAGAACAAACCCUGUCCGUUGGAUCAUCUUUGGGCGCCUUAUGAUUUGUACAAGCCCCAUCAGCAGGGGAAAUUGAAGGUACAAACAUGGCAGCAGCAGCAGUUGGGUUUGGGAUUCUCUAGUGGUGGAAGUAGCACAAAUUUGAUUGAAUUGUCCAGUUAUUUCAUUUGAUUUUUUUAUUUUUUUAUUUUUUUAUUUUCACAAAAAAAAAUUAAUAUUGGAUUUUCAAUUAGGUUUGUACAGAUUGAUUAAUUUGGUGGGGGAUACAUUUUAUGGAAUUAUUUGGAGUUCCAUUGAUUUGGAACAAUUUUGGGAUACAUUGGUAUUGUAUUUACAAAGCAAAUUAUGAAUCUUUAUUUGUUUCAACAUUGGUUGUAUUGAAUUC
Molecule: messenger RNA, 1569 nt
Organism: Olea europaea var. sylvestris
Lineage: Eukaryota; Viridiplantae; Streptophyta; Magnoliopsida; Lamiales; Oleaceae
Product: probable galacturonosyltransferase-like 9
Exons: 1
Coding region: 159-1355 (398 amino acids)
Cellular component (GO): Golgi apparatus
Molecular function (GO): glycosyltransferase activity
Source: RefSeq, a predicted model, not a curated record